AGCAGAGACUUCAGCGCGCGAAUUUUCAGACGUUGAAUUCUUCAAGUGGAGAAAGACACAGACAGGAGUUGGUCGUGGCCAUGGAGUUGAAUUCAGUGCUUUUGACGGCGGGUGGCUCUAUUGGAUUUUUUAAACUUGUCAAUUGUGGUGUCAGUAAACUCCCUAUACCCGAGUCUGCGUGCAGAAACGCCUGGAAAUGGAGAAAUGUAUGCACAUCUUUGACACACAGUCUGAUAACUGGGAUAUGGUCUGUACUGUGCUUUUUCGUACACCCACAGAUGGCCGAAGAUUUGAUAGGAACCCAUUCUGUGUUCUCGCAUGCGUUGGUUUCUGUAUCAAUCGGUUACUUCAUCUAUGACUUCCUUGAUAUGGUGCUCAACCAGAAGAUGAUCCUGUCAUGGGAGCUCCUAUUCCAUCACACAGUGGUGAUCAGCUGUUUUGGCAUCGCCGUCCUGACCGGUCACUACGUUGGCUUUGCUGUGGUGGCCCUCCUGGUUGAGAUCAACUCUGUGUUCCUCCACCUGCGCCAGAUCUUACGCAUGGCCAGCCUAGCAGCGGGCGACCUCUACCGCAUCAACAGCAUGGUCAACCUAGGUACCUACGUGGUGUUCCGGAUCAACACCCUGGCCUGGAUGACCCGCUGGCUGGUCCUGAACCGGGACAACAUCCCCCUGUUCAGCUACACAGCUGGGAGUGUAGGGCUUGCCGUCAUGACCGCCAUGAAUAUAGUCCUCUUCUACCGCCUGCUGAGGUCUGACUUCCUCAAGAGUAGUGCACCCAUGCCCACAGAGGUUAAAGAGAGUAGAGGGCAAGGAGAGGGAAAGAAGGAGACAUAGUGUGGGAUAAUCUCUCUCCUGUUUUGGGGUACAGGCAUUUACAAUUCACACAAGUCCAUUGAAUGAUAGCCAAAAAUACACGUAUGUAUAAAAUAUACAAUUCUACUAUUCAUUACAUUUGAUGUUUUACAGUGCAUUCGGAAAGUAUACAGACCCCUUGACUUUCGCCAUAUUUUGAUACGUUACAAUCAUAUUCUAAAAUGGAUUACAUUUUUUCCUUAUCAAUCUACACACAAUACCCCAUAUGACAAAGCCAAAACAGGAUUAGUCAUUUUUGCAAAUUAAUUUGAAAAAAAAACGGAAGUAUCACAUUCACGUAAGUAUUCAGACCCUUUACUCAGCACUUUUUUUGAAGCACCUUUGGCAGCUAUAACAACCUUGAGUCUUCUUGGGUAUGACGCUGCAAGCUUGGUCCACCUAUAUUUGGGGAGUUUCUCCCAUUCUUCUCUGCAGAUCCUUUCAAGCUCUGUCAGGUUGGAUGGGGAGCAUUGCUGCACAGCUAUUUUCAGGUCUCUCCAGAGAUGUUCGAUUGGGUUCUAGUCUGGGCUUUAGCUGGGCCACUCAAGGACAUUCAGUGACUUGUCCCGAAGCCACUCUUGCCUGUGUGCUUAGGAUUUUUGUCCUGUUUUCAUCUUUGUCAGGUUUUCAUCAAGGAUCUCUCUGUACUUUGCUCCAUUCAUCUUUCCCUCGAUCCUGACUAGUCUCCCAGUACCUGCCGCUGAAAAACAUCCCCACAACAUCAUGCUGCCACCACCAUGCUUCACCGUAGGGAUGGUGCCAGGAUUCCUCCAGACGUGAUGCUUGGCGUUCAGGCCAAAGUGUUCAAUCUUUGUUUCAUCAGGCCAGAGAAUCUUGUUUUUCAUGGUCUGAGAGUCCUUUAAGUGCCUUUUGGCAAACUCCAAACAUGCUGUCAUGUGCCACCAAGAGUCUUGGUAGUUCCAAACUUCUACCAUUUAAGAAUAAUGGAGGCCACUGUGUUCUUGGGGACAUACAAUGCUGAAAACAUUUUUGGUACUCUCCCCCAGAUCUGUACCUCAACACAAUCCUGUCUCGGAGCUCUACGAACAAUUCCUUGGACCUCAUGGCUUGGUUUUUGCUAUGACAUGCAAGGUCAACUGUGGGCCUUUAUAUAGACAGGUGUGUGCCUUUACAAAUCAUGUCCAAUCAAUUUAAUUCAUCAAAGUUGUAGAAACAUCUCAAGGAUGAUCAAUGGAAACAGGAUGCUCCUGAGCUCAAUUUCGAGUCUCAUAGCAAAGUGUCUUUCAGUUUUUUAAAUUUGUUUUUGCUUUAUCAUUAUGAGUUAUUGUGUGUAGAUUAAUGAGGGGGAAAAAAUAAUUUCAUCAAUUUUAGAAUAAGGCUGUAACCUAACCCAAACCUGUGUCUUCUUAAACAUGUUGUAAACAUGCUGAUUAACACUAGCACUAAGAAUUGAAGACGUUUAUUGGCCAAUUCUUAUAUAAACUAAACACUUGCUACCUCAGAAGUCUGUAUGAGCUACAUGAGCUCUGCUAUCUAUGUUGUAAGGGUUCAGCUGUCUUGUUGCCAAUUGCAAACCGGUAAAAAGGAAAUUGGCCUUUUUAUUUGAAGGUUGAUGAACUUCACUAGUUGUUCGGUUGUUGAAGUCUUUAAUGUUUCAACCAGAAGAAUAAUAAAUCAUCCAAAUUAAGAAUAGAAGUGGCAUGUUGGUAUUCAUCAAAACUGUUUGGUUGCUAACCAAACAACAAGGCUGACUUCAGAUUGGGUUUCUCUCUCUCUCACACACACACACACACACACACACACACACACACACACACACACACACACACACACACACACACACACACACACACACACACACACACACACACACACAGAGAGAGGCAACAGCUGCUAUGUUAGUCCAUUUGGAGAUUGCUCUUUAAGUCUAGAGUGUACCUGUCAAUUCUAGGUCCACACAUUCACCUUGACAACCAAGAGAGAAAGCUCUUCCCACGCCCACCAGCUAAUGACAUCACUAAUGACAUCCAGCCCCACGGGCCAUUAGGCUGGCGUCUGAUGACUCACAUGGGGUGGUGGUCAUUGAAGUGUUAUUACAGAUUUGGCCUGAAGGAGGCAGCAUUCUCCAUAGAUUCAUAAUCUAGGUCAGGGGUUGGGUUCCUUACAGUCUCUAAGGAAGGAUAUGGGACAGGUGAACUAAUCCUGGAUUUGUGCCUAAAAGGGCAACUUCAACCUAGAGCUCCAGUCCUGAUUGAUGUCACACUUUUCCCCCAGCUAACACACCUGACUCCAGUAAUCAUCUAAUCAUGGGCCUCCCGAGUGGCGCAGUGGUCUAAGGCAUUGCAGUGCUAGCUGUGCCACUAGAGAUCCUGGUUUGAGUCCAGGCUCUGGCUGCGACCUGGAGACCCAUGGGGCGGUGCACAAUUGACCCAGCGUCGUCCGGGUUAGGGGAGGGCUUGGCUGGCAGGGAUCUCCUUGUACCAUUGCGCUUUAGCGACUUCUGUGCCGGGCGCGUGCAUGCUGACACAGUCGCCAGGUGUAUGGUGUUUCCUCCGACACAUUUGUGUGACUGGCUUCCGGGUUAAGCGGGCAUUGUGUCAAGAAGCAGUGCAGCUUGGUUGGGUUCUGUUUCGGAGGAUGCACACCUCUCCCGAGUCCAUACAGGAGUUGCAGUGAUGGGACAAGAAAUAUGGGAGAAAAAGGCAGAAUAUAUAUAUAUAUGUAUACAAAAAAAUAAUUUGAAUCCCCUAAUCAUGAUCUUCAGUUUAGAAUGAAAUGAGUUUAAUCAGCUGUGUUUGUUAGGGAUGGGAAAGUGUGGCACCACUCCGGCACUUCGGUAUUGUUGCGCUGAAGAUUUUAUAACAAGAUGUAUUUCUAUGUUUUGUUCCAGUUUUUAUUUAAUUAAAUGUUUUUAUAUUUGUAAUUUAUUUGUACUCUAAAAAAAAUGUGGAUUAAUUGUCAAGGGUGAAUAAAAGUAUAAAUAUGUUUAAUGAACACAGUUAUCCCUUUGAAUAAUAUUGUUUAUACCUUCAGAAGAAUUGUUGGUUAUGUUGGAGCUAUAUGGAUUGCUAGCUACAGUAUGUGGUGUAUAAGCUGUUGAGCAUUGUGGUGCUUCUGUAACCAGUGAGGUGUUCUGCCUGUUUCCCUGAGUCUAGAACAUCCAUGAGGGUCUUUUGGAAAGAGACUUUAUUCUUUUUGGCUUUUUGCUUAUUUUGCUCUCUGACUAAAUACAUCCACUAUUGCAGGGGUGGGCAGUCUUACCCUGCAAGGGCUGAUGUGGGUGCAGGUUUUGGUUACAUCCAAGCAGUAAUUCUAUUUGACCAAUUCUUGAUGAAAUAGUAUGAUGAGAAUAGCAAAAUUAGAUGACCCUACCAAUGGCAACACACUGCUAUACUGUACCACUAUCGACAAUGAAAAGACACUAAUGAUGUUUGAUAUGAAGCUAGUUAACAAAGAAUAAUUAACAAGCUUGCUUCAGCUGCUUGAAUAGACCUCCCUAACAACAGAGAGUCGAUGAAGGGCUGAAGAUUUGUCUGUAAAAACAGUCAUUUGUUUCCAUUCAAAAGUUGCCUUUUUUUGCGAAAAGACUCUUGAAUGAACUUCACUUGUUCACCACAUAUAUGUAUGUGCUAUAUUUGUUUAUUUUCUAGCAGCUUAACCUUCAGUUGUGAUGGUGAUAUCUGAAGUACUUGCAUUAACUUGUAAGCUUUAUAUUGUGUGCUGUUUUGUAAUGAUAUGAUACCAGGAAUGACAUACUGUUAUUGCUAUUUGCCAUUAUAAUUAAAAAGUACCAUUGUGGCCUAGAUGGUU
This is a messenger RNA of Oncorhynchus kisutch (coho salmon), 4625 nucleotides long. RefSeq names its product TLC domain-containing protein 2-like. The record is from RefSeq and is a predicted model, not a curated record. Gene Ontology annotation, biological process: plasma membrane organization; membrane assembly; regulation of membrane lipid distribution. Gene Ontology annotation, cellular component: plasma membrane. NCBI's taxonomy places the organism in Eukaryota, Metazoa, Chordata, Actinopteri, Salmoniformes, Salmonidae. The coding region runs from base 81 to 836 and encodes 251 amino acids. The transcript has 5 exons.